Cryptomeria japonica (Japanese cedar) is the source of this 2024-nucleotide messenger RNA. RefSeq lists its product as uncharacterized. The transcript has 2 exons. The record is from RefSeq and is a predicted model, not a curated record. The coding region runs from base 206 to 1267 and encodes 353 amino acids. Lineage: Eukaryota; Viridiplantae; Streptophyta; Pinopsida; Cupressales; Cupressaceae.
CAUGGGGUGAAGUCUUAUCUAGAAAUUUGCGUAAAUUCACUUCCUAAACCUUACACCUACCCAUCAAUUUUCUAAAUCUAUCGCUUAUCCCAGGAGAUAGUUUGUUGGUGCCAUCGCGUUUACGAGGACAUGUACAGAAUUUGCAGCAAAGUAUAAAAAAAGCUCAACUGAAUCUCCAUAUUUUCUUUGUUUCUUACAGUGAUCCAUGAACGUUAUGGAGGUUCAGUCAUUAGUAACACAAAGCCUGGCCUCCAAGUGCAUUCCUUAUAUACCCUCACACAAGUCUUAUGCUCAAUUCAAAUAUUCUCUCUAUCCCAGAAUGCAUAGACCACACAAGUUUGAAUGCACUAUUGGGUACUGCAGAAAUGUCUGCCAUGGAAAUGACAGAGAUCUGAAAUCUUCUUGUGUUAGAAGCUGGAGAAUUAAACCCUGUAGGAGGAUGUGCAUUUCCUUCGCUAGCAAAAAUAAUAAUGAACCUCCUCUUCCUGAAGAAGAAAACCCUGAAGAAAAAGACGAGUCAGACAUUACAGGCUCUGUGCAAAAUCUAGAUUGGCGAGCUUUUAGAGCAAAACUUUUCACAGCAGAGCAGAUUGGUAAAUCCUCGAAAAAUGAUUCUAGGAGUGGGUCAGAAGCAGAAUCUGGUUCUGAAAUUUCCGUUGGAUCCAAGUGGGCUCAUCCUUUAUAUGAACCAGAGCCUGGGUGUGUGCUCAUUGCGACUGAAAGGCUAGAUGGGAUUCCAGAUUUUGAAAGGACUGUAAUUUUGCUUUUACAUGUUGAUGCCGAGUGCCCUUUUGGAUUAAUCCUUAAUCGUCCCAUGCAUGGCUCCCUUGUGCACAGGAGACCCACACAUCCAGAUAUGGCUACAGUUUUUUCAGAUUGCUCACUACGUUUUGGAGGACCUCUUGAGGAGAACAUGUUUCUUUUAAUAUCCGAGGACAAAAAUGCUGUUAGCGAUUCUUUUGAGGAAGUAUUUCCAGGUUUGUAUUAUGGUGCAAGGGACAGCCUGCAUCAUGCAGCAGAACUUGUGAGAGGUAAGGUUCUUUUGUCGCAGAACUUUCAGUUCUUUCAGGGUUACUCAAGUUGGGGUUUUGAUCAGCUGAAGGAAGAGAUUGCUUCUUACAAGUACUGGCAUGUGGCUGCCUGCAGCCCCAAUCUUAUUAUUUCUGCAAUAUCUACUUCAAGUUCAGACCUGUGGGAGGAAAUUUUACAACUGAUGGGAGACAAGUAUGCAGAGCUCAGUAGAAAGCCAAAACAAGAUAAUGUGUAAUGCGUAAAUUACGUCUGAGAAAAAGGCUUAUUCUACUGUAAGAAUGUGCAAGCAAUGAGUUUUGCUGGAAAGUCUAGGUUUUGAUGUACAGGGAAAUGAUCAGGCAUGCUUAGUUCAAAGAAAGUGCUAGUAAAUGUUAAAUUUUGCCAGCAAGUCUAUAAUUUAUGAGGAAAUGGACCAGACAAUGGGAUUACUGGGCCAAUUUCAACUUCAAGAGCUCAAGGUGAACAUAAUUCCAGUUUCCCUCCUUGUAUAAUAUAUGCUUUGUUCAUUUUCCCUUCUGGAACUGUUAUUUGGUAUCAUUUUCUCAAGCCAAUAAAGUGGUUGAUGAGAAGGUUUUUCUAAGAACAUUAUUGAAUAAGAUUGCAUGCACAAUGACUAUUUUUGAAAUUAAAGGAGUGGUAGAAUUAUGUUGAAACACUUUUAGUAAUGAGUGCAAGGUUGUUAUGUGAAAGUCACAAGCUGAUUGUCCUUUGUCUUGCCUUCACAGAUAUUGACCUUGCAUUUGCAUUCAGGGUUAUGGGCUUGUACCCCCAUUUACUGGCCCCACUUGAGGUGCUAGUGAUCAGUCUUCUUUGUCAUAGAUAUAAUCAAAUAUUAUUAUCAUUGUUUAAAAUAAUAUGUUAGUGGAUCAUGGUUGGAUUAAUUGUAUAUUUUUUAAAUGAAGGUCAAUUCAUUUUAUUCACGAAGGCACCUCUUGGUGCAAGUGCAAGAAUAACUAACUACAAGAUAAGUGAGAUUUAGGCGUUGAUCUUAA